CAUUUCCAGCACCCAGAAAUUUAUUUCUGUAGGUAUGCAAGUGAAAACAAAAAAAGCUUGUUUCUUUCAUGUGCCAAUCAAAGUAUACUUAUUCUCACAGUGGUUUUGUUUUCCCACUUGGGUUUUGUGGGUUUUGGUCAUUUGUAAUCUGAAUGCAUGUAGGCUGCAGGGAAUUUAGUGGUUGCAGUUAUAAGGAUAUCAAUUAAAUAAGAUAUUGUUUUGGGGUUAAAAUAAAAAGAGAGAAUAUGGGUAGAGUAUGUACAAGCAAAUUGAUUGCGUCAAUGUUCCGUUCACGCAUGAAUCCAAUCUGGGCCCACAACAAAUCUUCUAUUAAUUUUGAGUUUUCUUCUUUUAUCAUGGUGACAUAAUCAUGACAAUACCAUGUUUAUUUAUGUCUGUAUUUUGUGAUAAUCGAAUAUAUUUGGUGCAUUACCCUCAGAUUUGUUUAUAUGCUUUUGGGUAUUAAUUUAAUGCUAAGUACUUGCCCCCAUUAUAAAAUUUUUUUAUGAAAGAUAGGGUUUUGUUUGAUUCCAUGCAUUCUUUUUCUUUUAAUUGCUAAUAUUUAAACAACAAUGUGAUUGUAUGUUUCAUUGAUUCAUGAAACUUCUGUCUGUUUGUUAUCAUACACUUAAUAAAUUAUGGCUAUAUUGUUUCAUUAAGGAUAUACCUGUGUUUAUAUUCUUAUUUUAUUUUAUUUUAUUUUAUUUUUUGAGCUUCUUGUGGAGGGUUAAUCUCUCAUCAAAAUAGUGCAUCUUUUGUUUAUGUUAUGAACUUGUGAUCUUAGCUUAGAGGCUUCAUUUAAUCAAAAUCAUGAUCUUAGCUUAGAGGCUUCAUUUAAUCAAAGUCAAUGUGAUUGGAUCAUCAAGCUUGGUUAACUAUGAUGAACUUGUAUAAUAAUUUACAGUCAAUCUGGUUACCUUGCUAUUAGGAUGUCCUUCUGCUUCCUUUUUGACGCUCCAUGUGGAAAAUAAGUGAGUGGUGAAGAAGAUGAUGGAAAACAAAAGAAGCCCUUGCUCUGUUGACCAAGGCAGUCUUACUUCUAUUGCAACCAAACGGCAUAAAUCUGAUCUUUCUAUAUCCCCAAAGGAGAGGAAAGAGAAACUAGGUGAACGGAUUGUAGCUCUGCAGCAGCUUGUUUCACCAUAUGGGAAGACAGAUACUGCGUCUGUCCUUCUGGAGGCAAUGGAAUACAUACAAUUUCUUCAUGAACAAGUUAAGGUGCUGAGUGCUCCAUACCUGCAAAGUACACCGGCAGCUCAAUUACAGGAAUUAGAGCAAUACAGUCUGAGAAUCAGAGGUCUCUGCCUUGUUCCAAUCUCGUGCACUGUUGGAGUUGCUCGCAGCAAUGGCGCAGAUCUCUGGGCCCCCAUCAAGACCACUUCUCCCAAAUUUGAGAAGGCCAUAUAAAUAUUCCGAUGACAAUUUAUAGCUUAGCAACUCAUGGAAGAAGACUUGGUGGUAUAAAUGGUAGCCAUGGUAGCCAAAUUAUUCAGUGCACAAACAAAUUUUUGUCAGGUUGAAGCAACUUUGUAAGUGGAGUCCAAUCCUGAUGUGCACAAAGUAGGCUUAUAUAUAUGGAGUCCAAUCCUGAUUUUGAGCCGGUGAUGCAUGCAAUCUAAGGCAUCUUAGCAUGGUAUGUGUAUGUGUAUGUGUAGCUCUUUUCUGAUUAGGCAAAAUGUAUAUUUGUAAACCUCAUUUUAUUAAAUUGGUCCUAAUGAAGGAUUAACAAAUGUAUGCGGAUGGUUCUUGGCGUAUAGAUUUGCUGCUGUUUUCUCUUUA
Manihot esculenta (cassava) is the source of this 1779-nucleotide messenger RNA. Its product is annotated as transcription factor bHLH153. Gene Ontology annotation, molecular function: protein dimerization activity; DNA-binding transcription factor activity, RNA polymerase II-specific; RNA polymerase II cis-regulatory region sequence-specific DNA binding. Lineage: Eukaryota; Viridiplantae; Streptophyta; Magnoliopsida; Malpighiales; Euphorbiaceae. Gene Ontology annotation, cellular component: nucleus. The transcript is spliced from 6 exons. The coding region runs from base 988 to 1407 and encodes 139 amino acids. The record is from RefSeq and is a predicted model, not a curated record. Gene Ontology annotation, biological process: regulation of transcription by RNA polymerase II.